Messenger RNA from Cuscuta epithymum, 2146 nucleotides. The record is from the annotation of a GenBank genome assembly. NCBI's taxonomy places the organism in Eukaryota, Viridiplantae, Streptophyta, Magnoliopsida, Solanales, Convolvulaceae.
GUACGUUACUCCCUGCAGGCUUUCUUUUAAUCGCAUGUAUGUAUUUAUAUAUAAAUAAAAUACUCCCUAUUAUAUUCUAUGUUCAAGCUAUAUGCGGUGUCAAAAAAAAUGUUCAAGCUAUAUGUAGCACACACAAUCACGCAUGUAGUAUUUAUUUCCAGUUUCCAUCGCUUCCAUAUUUUAUUAAAUAUGUAAUUAUUUCUGUAUAAAAUUAGGUGUUUCUAUAGGCUUUUCACGUAGUUUAAAAUAUUUCAUAAGUUAAUUUUACACUUUCUAAUUAAAAAAGUUAGAGAUUUUUUGGUAUUGCAUAGUACUGUUUACUUUAUUAAAGUGUACUAUAAAUCUUUUGGAGUGGAUUCUUUUUGAAAUGAGAGUGACACACAUAUUUUGAUACAACUCAAAAAAGAAAGUGAGACAUUUAUUUUUAUACGAAGGGAGUAAUCAUGUACACCAGUAGUGAAUAGUGAUAUACGGAGUAAGAAACUUCGAGUGAUAUAUAAAAAAAGGGUAUGACAUAAUAAAUUUACCUAGCUAUAAUGAUGACAUUCAUAAUUUUCAAUUUUCAAUCAAAGCGCGAAGAUGAGUGCUGGGAAAGAAAUGAAGAGGAUUGAGAAGGUGGAACAAGUAGGAGCUAUGGUGGUGGUUGCGAUAUUCCUGGCGGGGAACAUUGUGCUGGCUAAGGUGGCGGCGAACGACGGCAUGCCGGUAACCAUUAUGGUGGCUUACCGCUGGAUCUUUGCCACCGCUUUCCUUGCUCCUCUCGCCAUUGUUGUCGAAUGGAAUAAAAGACCAAAGUUGACGAAGAUUGUGGUACUUCAAUCAUUUAUGUCUGCACUAUUAGGGGGGGCUCUUUUUUCAAAUAUGUUCUUCAAAGGUGUGGCCUUAACAUCUGCAACGUUUGCCACAGCAAUUUACAAUAUUAUCCCCUCAUUGACCUUCGUUGUUGCAAUCCUUCUAAGAAUGGAGAAAAUGAAGUUCGAUCAAGGCAGCGGCAAGGCAAAAGCGAUAGGGACGCUGAUAUGUUUAAGUGGGGCGAUGCUCCUAACGUUGUACCGAGGGCCAGAGUUUCAUAUAUGGAGGUCCAACGUUGACUUAUUUCACCUCUCUCACCCACAUGGUAACACUGUGACGUCGUCAAAGGGCAAUUCUGGUAGUUUCACUUUGGGUGCAGCCAUUACACUCAUGUCAUGCUUUUGUUAUGCACUGUGGAUAGUGCUCUUGGCAAAGAUAAGCAAGAAUUAUCCAUGCCAUUACUCGAGUAGCGCAUUGAUGAGUUUCAUGGGGACGAUUCAGACUUCUGUGUUCGCAUUAUGCAUUUCGAGAGAAGAGGCGGGCUGGAAGCUUGGUUGGAAUAUCAGAUUAUUCGUCGUUCUUUUCAUGGGAGUUAUAGGAUCGGGAGUCGUAUUAAUUCUGAUGACGUGGUGCGCGAAUAAAAGCGGGCCCUUGUUUGUGUCCAUCUUCAAUCCUUUAAUAUUGGUGUUCGUGGCUUUGACAUGCUCAUUGUUGCUCAAUGAAACGUUACAUCUUGGAAGCAUUUUGGGUGGAUUUGUGAUUGUAUUCGGAUUAUACGUGGUGUUAUGGGGAAAAGCAAGAGACAUGAAAGAAGCAAGCAGCUCUGAUUCUCAGCAAGUCAUUCCUAAAACCAACUCAGAAACUGUGCAAUGAUUAAUUAAUUAAUUUGCUCCGAUCUCUUGCAAGCAAGCAAGCAUAAACUCAGAAUGUUUCGGUUAGAGGGUGUGCUAAAAUGCAAAGUAAUUACCUCUCAUAUGAAAUGUUGAAUGUAAUGAAAGAGUUAGUUUAUGUCAUCUAAUUUAAAUACUCCCUCCGUCCCGAAAACAACUUCCCGAUUGGACUUUCACACACUUUUAGGAAAUAAAUUUGACUUCACUGUAGAAUGCACUGUUUUGCACUGUUUAAACACUGUUUGGCACUGUUUAAACACUGUUUGGCACUGUUUAAACACUGUUUGGCACUGUUUAUCACUUUUUUGAUGUAGAUAAUUUGCCAAAUAAGGAAAGUAUUGAAGUGUGAAGUUAAUUUUGGGACAUCCAUUUAAGGAAAGUGGGAAGUUGUUUUCGGGACGGAGGGAGUAUUUGAUUAUUUGUCUACAAAAAUACCUACUCCGUAGAAUAUCAGUCUAUCAGAC